Molecule: messenger RNA, 749 nt
Organism: Fragaria vesca subsp. vesca
Lineage: Eukaryota; Viridiplantae; Streptophyta; Magnoliopsida; Rosales; Rosaceae
Product: 10 kDa chaperonin-like
Exons: 3
Coding region: 245-538 (97 amino acids)
Cellular component (GO): mitochondrial matrix
Molecular function (GO): protein folding chaperone; ATP binding; protein-folding chaperone binding
Source: RefSeq, a predicted model, not a curated record
AUGUUGUGCAGGUAGCCCAAGCAACUCAACGUGGCCUUUCUAUAUGAUUGGCCCAUCGACCAUCUGCAUCAACAAGGUCCAAGACCAAUAAGCCCUUAAACCCUCAAAACCCUAAAACCUAGAACCUUCGUCUAUCCCAAUCGCAGCACUUCAUAUAUUUUAAGAGCAACCUCCGCCUCUAUCUCUCCCUCAAACCCCAAAUCCCAGUAACCUCCACAACUCUCAGAACCACCGCAACCGCAAAAUGGCCAAGCGUCUGAUCCCAACUCUCAACCGUGUCCUGAUCGAGAAAAUCGUCCCACCCUCCAAAACUACCGCCGGCAUUCUCUUGCCGGAGUCAUCCGCCAAGCUUAACUCAGGGAAGGUGGUUGCUGUUGGGCCAGGAACGAUAGAUAAGGCUGGAAAUUCGAUCCCAGUGGCUGUGAAGGAAGGUGACACUGUUCUUUUGCCCGAUUAUGGAGGCACCCAAGUGAAGCUUGGUGACAAAGAGUUCCAUUUGUUCCGGGAUGAGGACAUUUUGGGCACUCUCCAUGACUGAGUUAUUGGUAUUAUGUUUUCGAGCAUUAUGAUGUAACUGAUAUUUAGUGAAUUGGAAUUUAUGUGGAUUUUAGUUUGCUUUGGGAAUGUGAUAAUUUCCAGUUUCUAAUGGAUUUCGAUUCAGAAUAUGAAUUAUGAGCAGACUUUUUUUUGUAUCUUAUUUGUGGAAUGUCGUUGAACUUGCUAUUGGUUCUAAAUUCACUGCAUUCACC